Messenger RNA from Brienomyrus brachyistius, 3038 nucleotides. Its product is annotated as carbohydrate sulfotransferase 3-like. Gene Ontology annotation, biological process: N-acetylglucosamine metabolic process; carbohydrate metabolic process. The record is from RefSeq and is a predicted model, not a curated record. Gene Ontology annotation, cellular component: Golgi membrane. Gene Ontology annotation, molecular function: chondroitin 6-sulfotransferase activity; N-acetylglucosamine 6-O-sulfotransferase activity. The transcript is spliced from 3 exons. Bases 1518 to 2828 code for a protein of 436 amino acids. NCBI's taxonomy places the organism in Eukaryota, Metazoa, Chordata, Actinopteri, Osteoglossiformes, Mormyridae.
GGAAACUCCCAUUGUUAUUUUCUCUGGGCAUUUUUCUUUUGUUUUAUACAUUUGUGUAAUGUGCUAACAAUCGUCAAAACAAUCUUAAUGCUGCACUAGUAUUUUGUAAGAUUUUACCAGAUUUCAGGUUGGCACUUUAUCGUCGAUGUUUGAAUGACAAAUGCAUCUCAAAGGGAAGGAAGAGAAAACAGUGAGAUUGCUGUUUCUUGCUUUGUAUUGGCUUCUAUGUAUGAUUGAUAAAAAUGAGUCCACUGAAAAGAAGAACCCUUAUUCCUUAAAACUUUUUUUCCACCUGAGAAACUAUAAUUGUUAUAGUUUAAAACUAAAACAGAUCUUAAACCAGUUCUUAAUGAGGUCUCAGCCUCAAAUUGACCCCAAAAAUGUAAUAAUCUUAGGCUUCAAAUGCGAUUACCAGAAUUUUCAAUGAUGAAUCUGAAUUAGUUUUCAUAACUAAUUUUUCUGUGGCAGUUUGCUUUGUUUACUUGUGGUACUCCAUGUACUCAGUGAACACAGAAGUUGAUUCUGCUUCUCAUUACAUUGUGUUGUUAUGAUAUUAUUACUCCUAAACUAAGUGAGAGAAAAUACUUAAGACAACAAUGCAUUUUUUGGUAGUUAAAAAAAAAAGCUUGUAUUGGUUUUCCUGGUAAAUAAAAAGCGAAAAUUUCCUGCUGGAACAGCAAAGGUACUUGAUAUUGCAUAGGGAAAAUUCUGCUCCCAAGGUAAACAGGCGCUGACCUCUGUGCAGACCUCUUUUCGCUGAGAAAAUGGAGAAGCAGAUGGCUGAUAUCCACCUCACACAUAGAGAGGUUCUGUAAGGAGCUGACAGGUGUCAAAUUACAGGGGGGGAGUUGUCCAUUUCAUCAAAAUCUGGAUUCAGACUGCCUUUCUCUGUUUAACUCUUAGGUUCUAUGUUAGUAUUAGUUUAUACGUCCGAAAUGCCUUCCUCACAUGAUCUCAUUCGUUAAAUGGGUGUUUUACUCUUCUCUUUCUCAUCAAAUUAGAGCGGUUCCUGAAUGUCGUGGGAGAGUCUGACUGGAAUGUUCUCGAAAUGCCACACGGCGAUAACACCAGAACUCUCAGGGGAUGAAUAUAGUACAUUUUUUUAGGGAGCUGUUCAGUUAUUCAGUAAAGCAAUAAUGCUGCACAACCCGCCCUUAAGUAAUGUCAUUCAAAUGUAUGUUAGAAGGUGAAGAGAGGGGUCUGUGUGGGUAAAUUGGUGAAUUCCGCAGUUCAGAUCACAUGCAGGUGACGACUGCAUGGUUGCACUGAAACUUCCAUCACAAUGCAGCCCUAGUAAAUGGGAUAACAGCAAUUAAAUCGGUUCUUGUACUGUACACUUUUACUAGACCAUUCUACUUGUUUUCAAAGUAGAGCACAGCCCCUCAGAGAAUAAAACAAGAAACGUCACAUUCCAGUAUUUCUCAUAAGAUUAAUGACAAAUGAGUGUUGCAGAAUGAAACACAAAGAACAGAAUCUGAGGAAGCAGUAACCCUUGCAAAGAUCAAGACAUUACAACAAUGAGGUUCAAAUAUACAAUAUCCCUGGUUUUCAUAGCAGCAUUUGUCAUCAUUGAAAAAGAAAACAACAUUAUUUCAAGGGUCUCCAAUAAGCUCACACGAAGGCAGAUUCCCAGAAUCCCACAGCCAUCCAAUUUUUCAAGACUUGCCCUGCUUAAACAACAUGGCUCCUAUUCCUCCCUUAGCGAACUGGAUUCAGAAUUCAAACACCUAAAAAGACGUUUGGAGAAUUACACCAUAAAGAUGGACAAUCUACAGGGUGGGAAGAAGCACAUCAUCUUGAUGGCCACCACUAGGACUGGCUCCUCGUUUGUUGGCGAGUUUUUCAAUCAGCAAGGCAGCAAUAUGUUCUACCUGUUUGAGCCACUAUGGCACAUAGAUAGAAUGUUCAUGUUAAAGACUGGACAAACUAAUCCCUCUGCUUUAGCUAAGGCCCACCAAGAUGUACUCCAACAGCUGUUGUUGUGUGAUUUCACCCUACUAGAGAAUUUCAUUCAACCCCCUCCAAAAAAUCAUAUCACCACCACUCUGUUCCGUAGGGAGUCCAGCAAAUCCCUGUGUGAGAAACCGGUGUGCACCCCUUUUGUCAAGAAGGUGGUUGAGAGGUUUCCCUGUAAGACCAGACGUUGUGGGCCAUUAAACCUUGCACUGGCAUCUAAGUCAUGCCACCAGAAGGAGUACCGGGCCAUCAAGACAGUUCGGGUGCAUCAGCUGGGAAACUUGAGGCCACUUAUGGAGAACCCCUUCCUAAACAUAAAGCUUAUCCAGUUGGUGCGUGACCCACGAGCCGUCCUGGCUUCGAGGAUGGUAGCUUUCUCUACUAAGUACAAGACCUGGAAGAAAUGGGCAGUGAACACAGAAGUGUCUCUCCAUCACAUGGAAAUAAAAAAGUUAAAAGCAAACUGUGAUGAAAUCAGGACAUCUGCUGAGCUGGGCUUAAAACAGCCAGUUUGGCUUCAACGACGAUACAUGCUGGUGCGCUAUGAGGACAUAGCCAGAUACCCCUUGAAGAAAGCAGCAGAGAUGUACAGGUUUACUGGGAUCCCGUUCACCUCUCAAGUGAAACAAUGGAUCCUUAAAAACACCCACGUUUUGAAGGAAACUGCUGGUGUGUACUCAACUCGGAAAAACUCAUCGGAGCAUGUGGAAAAAUGGAGAUUCAGUAUUCCAUUCAAAUUGGCAAAAGUUGUGCAGCGGGUCUGUGGAUCAGCUAUGAAGUUAUUCGGGUAUAGGACUGUGCAUAAUGAAGCUAUGCUAACUGACAAAUCUAUCAGCUUGAUCGAGGAAAAGAAUUUUAAAUUAAAAAAAUAGGUCAUUCACUGUCAUAAUGGUAUUAAUGUAUAACAAAGUGGUGGACUUUAGCUGUCAAAUGAGUGACUUUUAUAUAUUCCUGGUUUAAUGUCUAAGUAAGGAGGAAGAUUAAUAAUGCUGGAAAGUAAAAAUCUCUUUUAAACUAUGAAAACUUUUUUCACAGUUAUUUUACAGUAGAACCUUGGAACUUGACGCCUCCGAAUUUGACCA